AUGGAGAACAAGGUGACAUUUUUCAGAUUUCGCCGCACAGAUCACAUCCAAGGGCCUCACUCGCUUUUGACUUCUGGCUGCGGGUCGUCCACACUCUCAGUUGCAGGUAUGAGGACCCUCUACUGGUGCAUGCUGGGAGUUGCCAUCCUGCUGCUGGUGACCGAGGUUGUCAUCAGUCAGCUGUGCAAAUCCAUCAUCACCCUGGUGGACGCCUUCCACACGUUCUUUAUCCUCAUGCACAUGGUUCUUCAUCCUCAAGCUGCUCCCUCCUCUGAGGACUCCCUGGCGUCUCCACAGUUCUCCUCCUCAGAAACACCUUCUCCCACCCUGCCUGCAGAACCAUCCACUGAAUCUCUACAUGGCACCUGUGGGUCAUCCAAUGCCAGUGCUCAGCCUAACCAUGAAGCAGCUCUCGACUGCAGCGUCUCCUUCGCCGACAGCAGGCUCCAGCCUGUGGGGGAUUUCCUGUCCAGUCUCCUCCUGGCAUUACUGAAUGUCUCUUACUCACUGAAAAUCCUCGGUCUUUCCUUUGAUCCACAACCAGUGCAGAACCUCCUGCUGGUUGUGGUGAUCGCAGCUCUCAGUCUGCUCUAUAAGAUCCUGGUGCUCAGUGUGAACUGGGUUAAACUGCAGGAGGAGCGGGCGGGAGCCACCAGGCAACCACAGGCCGAAACUCAAUUUGAAGUGAUCCACAAAGUCUUGGCUGCAGAAGAAUCCAAAGGCCUGGCUGUGCCGGGGGGAGUCCUGGAUGAUGUUGUCAAAGUCCAGUCUGCUGCACACGACUCGCUCUGCAAUGGGGCGCUUGUCCUCUGUAACCCAGGAGCCUCCAGCGUCCCUGCAGCAGACUCUCAAACCCCACAGCCAGAAGUCCACCUGCAUGCAGCAGCUCCACUGGACAGUGAGAGUGGUCCUGCAGAUCUGAAGGCUUGCAAAGUUGAGAGUCUUUCAAAAGCCAUCACAGAGACAUCUAAAGAGAAAAAAAGCGUGGGACAUCUUGAUGCUCCAGUCUGGAAGUCUUCACAUCCCAGUGAGAGCUCUGCAGCGAGCAGUCAGCGGCUGCAGAGCCGGCUGUCGCCCCUCCUGGUAGUUCAGGGCCUCUCCCCUCCCCUCCUGGCUCUGAUGGACAGCCUGCUGCUGCUGCUGCUCACCCCUCAGUGCCGGCACGGCUCCGGAGCCUGCGCCAUCCUGCUUUACCUGGAUCCAGUUCUCUCCCUGGUGGCUGUGGGCGUGCUGAUCGCCACCGCCGUGCCCCAGAUGCGCCGGUACGGUGUGUUGCUGCUGCAGGCCCCACCUCCACACCUUUGUGUGUCGGAUCUUGGAGAAAGGAUUGCAGGCGUCCACGGAGUGCAGGCUGUGCACGACCUCCACGUUUGGCAGUUAACAGAAUCUUUCACGGUGGCCUCUGUCCACGUGCUGUGCCACGCCGGGUUUCCAGUGCACAGGUGUGCUGAUCUGAUGUUGGCCGUCACCAAGGUGCUUCAGAGUGUGGGAGUGAGCAGCUGCACGGUGCAGCCAGAGUUUGCUUCAUGCUCUGCAGGAGGCAACAUGUGCUGCUCUCUCCUGGAAGAGAAGACCAGCAGUGCGCUGGCGCCACCAGCUGGAGGAACGACGGAACAGACACUCGUCAUAGAGAACACCUUCAAAUAG
Pleuronectes platessa (European plaice) is the source of this 1647-nucleotide messenger RNA. RefSeq lists its product as uncharacterized. Gene Ontology annotation, molecular function: calcium channel inhibitor activity; zinc ion transmembrane transporter activity. The transcript is spliced from 7 exons. Gene Ontology annotation, biological process: intracellular zinc ion homeostasis; detoxification of zinc ion; zinc ion transmembrane transport. Lineage: Eukaryota; Metazoa; Chordata; Actinopteri; Pleuronectiformes; Pleuronectidae. Bases 1 to 1647 code for a protein of 548 amino acids. The record is from RefSeq and is a predicted model, not a curated record. Gene Ontology annotation, cellular component: endoplasmic reticulum; Golgi apparatus.